Molecule: messenger RNA, 2161 nt
Organism: Gossypium raimondii (Peruvian cotton)
Lineage: Eukaryota; Viridiplantae; Streptophyta; Magnoliopsida; Malvales; Malvaceae
Exons: 18
Coding region: 101-1885 (594 amino acids)
Source: RefSeq, a predicted model, not a curated record
UUUUUGUUUAACACACAUAUAUGAGUUAUAUCAACCUUUCCAUUUUGAAAUACUUGAUAAAUAAAUAAAUAAAUAGAAGAGUCUCAGAAAGUUAUUCUACAUGCUUUCUGGAACCACGAUGAUGGUCUCGCUGAGACCCUUUAAUGGGGUCUCUCCGUAUCCAUCAAAACAUCCAUUGGUUCAUAGAAACAGGCAGACAGCUCUAAGGGGUACCAUUUACAUGAGUGCUCAAACACAAGCAGUUCCUUCCAGAACCCAGAGGAUAAUGGAGAGCAUUUCAGUUAGUGGCGAGGUUGGUGGUGCUGGUGGUGCAUACUCCUAUAAUGCCUUGAAGAGGUUGGACGGAAUUUGGUCAAGCAUUUGCUCUACUCAGACUGUUCAGCAAGCACCUCAGCAGGUAGUUUCAAGCUUUCCUGGUGUGUCUAGCCGUUCUGUUCUUGCUGAAAAACAAGUAGAUAAAUGUGAUGUGGUUGUUUGCGGGGGUACGUUGGGAAUCUUCAUUGCUACUGCCUUGAUCGCCAAAGGUCUUAAAGUCUGUAUUGUGGAAAGAAAUAUAUUAAAAGGGAGGGAACAAGAAUGGAAUAUCUCGAGGAAAGAGUUGAUGGAACUUGUAGAAGCUGGCAUUUUGGAUGAAGAUGACAUUGAAGAAGUUACUGCCGUGUCAUUCAAUCCUAACAGAUGUGGAUUUGAGAAUAAGGGUGAGAUCUGGGUAGAAGACAUUCUUAACCUGGGUGUCUCGCCUGUAAAGCUUAUAGAAAUUGUGAAGAAACGUUUUGUUUCCUUUGGUGGAGUUAUCUUUGAGGGUUGCAGUGUGUCCAGCAUAAGCAUUUAUAACGACGCAGCUAUCUUGCAACUUGCUGAAGGAAACAUUCUUUCAUCUCGUCUCAUCAUUGACGCCAUGGGAAAUUUUUCUCCUGUCGUGAAACAGAUUAGAGGUGGGAGGAAGCCAGACGGCGUUUGUCUUGUCGUUGGGUCCUGUGCUCGUGGAUUUAAGGAGAACUCUACAAGCGAUGUCAUAUAUAGUAGCUCAUCAGUGAAGAAAGUUGGCAAUGCAGAAGUGCAAUACUUUUGGGAGGCAUUUCCAGCUGGGUCUGGUCCGUUAGACCGCACUACUUAUAUGUUUACAUAUGUCAAUCCUCAACCGACAUCCCCAAAACUGGAAGAACUAUUGGAAGACUAUUGGGAUUUGAUGCCGAAAUAUCAGGGAGUUUCUAUGGAUAGUCUGGAGAUACUGAGAGUUAUAUAUGGCAUUUUCCCAACUUAUCGUGAUAGUCCAUUGCCAGCAGCAUUUAAUCGUGUUUUACAGUUUGGUGAUGCUAGUGGCAUACAAUCACCUGUCUCUUUUGGUGGUUUCGGGAGCUUGACUAGGCACCUCGGAAGAUUAUCAAAUGGGAUUUACGAAGCAAUUGAUGGGGAUUUUCUCGAUUCAUACAGUCUGUCCCUGCUGAAUCCUUACAUGCCUAACUUGAGUGCUUCAUGGUUAUUUCAAAGAGCAAUGUCUGCAAAGAAACAGUCUAAUGUUCCACUGGAUUUUAUUAACGAGCUUCUGGACAUAAACUUCAAGAGCAUGCAGAGGCUCGGAGACCCCGUGCUAAGACCGUUUCUUCAGGAUGUCAUACAGUUUGGACCUCUUGCCAAGACAUUAGGCCUCGUGAUGCUAACUAAGCCUCAAAUUCUUCCAUCGAUAUUCAAGCAGGUUGACAUCCCUGUUCUCAUCGAUUGGUCUCGACAUUUUUUCAUGCUCGGAUUUUAUACGUUUCUGUCGACCUACAUGGAUCCUGUUAUAAGGUCAUGGUUAAAUGGUUUGCCAUCUAAGGUGAGGUAUGAAUGGAAGAGGCACCUUGAGGCUUGGAAAUAUGGAUCUGGUUUAGACUACAGGCUAUGAAUUUCGAGUUGAAUUGAUGCUCUUUUUCAGCUUUCAAACUUAACUCGAAAGAUCACCCAACCAGCAAUUGAAAUUCAUUGAAAAUUUUGUCCUUGCAACUAUAUAGCUGAUCUAUUUCAUCUUGAAAUAUCAACCACAAAAUGAAAAACUCAUUGAAAAUUCUGCAUGCUUGCACAGAUUCUUGACAUCUUAUUUUAUUUUGUGCAUGGAAAUGCUGUACAAAAUUUUUAAAUGGAUUUAAUAAAUUCAGAAUUAGACCUUUUUAAUUAAUAAUAA